Molecule: messenger RNA, 1906 nt
Organism: Raphanus sativus (radish)
Lineage: Eukaryota; Viridiplantae; Streptophyta; Magnoliopsida; Brassicales; Brassicaceae
Product: (R)-mandelonitrile lyase-like
Molecular function (GO): flavin adenine dinucleotide binding; oxidoreductase activity, acting on CH-OH group of donors
Source: RefSeq, a predicted model, not a curated record
GCUGAGAAACACUCAAUCAAAAGCACUCACUGUAACUGACAAAAAUCCUCUCCUUUCCCGGGAAAAUUUAAUUUUCUUUCUGCUCCUCCGAGAAGAUCUGAAGAGCGAGAAUGGACUGUUAUCUUCUCUACACGGUGCUUCUACUCCUUCUUCUUGGAUCAGUUUCUCUCUCUAACGCAAGGCCACGCGCUAAUCGACAUCCCAGUUUCAUGCGAUCCGUGACGAACGCAACCGAUUUCGCGUCGGAGGACUACUACGACUACAUAAUCGUCGGCGGAGGAACGGCGGGAUGUCCACUCGCCGCCACUCUCUCCCAAUCCUUCCGCGUCCUCCUCCUCGAGCGCGGCGGCGUCCCCUACAAACCCAACCUGAUGACUCACGACGGUUUCUUGACGACUCUCACAGACGUCACCGCCGUCGACUCCCCCGCUCAGUCCUUCGUCUCCGAGGAAGGAGUCCCCAACGCUCGAGGACGCGUCCUCGGAGGAAGCAGCGCCAUCAACGCGGGAUUCUACAGCAGAGCCGAUCAACACUUCUUCGAGAACUCAGGUCUCGAUUGGGAUCUGAGGAGCGUGAAUCAGUCUUACGAGUGGGUGGAGAGAGCGAUCGUGUUCAGACCUCAGCUGAUGACGUGGCAGUCCGCGUUUCGAGACGCGAUGCUCGAGGUCGGUGUGGGUCCCUUUAACGGCUUCACGCUGGAGCAUAAGGUUGGGACUAAGAUCGGUGGGUCCACCUUUGACCGUUCAGGGAGGAGACACAGCUCUGCGGAUCUUCUCAGAUUCGCUAGAAGCUCCAACAUUAGAGUAGCUGUUUACGCUACUGUUGAGAGAGUCUUGCUGAGUGAUAAUUCAAAUGUCUCUGCUAUUGGAGUUGUGUACCGUGAUCAGCUUGGACGUUACCAUCACGCGAUGAUACGGGAGAGAGGAGAGGUGAUACUCUCAGCUGGCUCGCUCGGUAGUCCGCAGCUGAUGCUUCUUAGCGGGAUUGGUCCGAGGAGUUACCUAUCGACUUGGGGGAUCCCUGUGGCGGUUGACCAGCCUCACGUGGGAGGGUUUGUGUAUGAUAACCCGAGGAACGGUAUCUCUAUUGUUCCACCCGUUCCGAUGGAGAACUCGUUGAUACAAGUGGUGGGUGUUACUGAGGACGGUGCUUUUCUUGAAGCUGCUUCUAACGUGAUCCCGUUUGCGUCUCCUCUGCAUUCAGUUUUCAUCAGGGCUCCGGCUUCUCCUCUGUAUGUUCCUGUGACGACUAUAAUGGAGAAGAUUCUAGGUCCGGUGUCUGUUGGUUCGCUGAGGUUGGCUUCGACGGAUGUGAGGGUGAACCCGGUUGUUAGGUUUAACUACUUCAGUGAUCCACAGGAUCUGGAGAGGUGUGUGAAUGGGACUAGGAAGAUUGGGGAAAUACUUAGGAGCCGAGCUAUGCGGGACUUUAUGGUCAGGGAGUGGUUUGGGAGCCAUAGGUUCAGGUUCGUUGGAGUUCCGUUGCCAUUGGACCAGACUAAUGAUCUGGUGAUGGCAGACUUCUGUAGACGAACUGUGAGCACUAUCUGGCACUACCAUGGUGGCUGCGUUGUGGGGAGAGUAGUGAACUCUGAUCUCAAAGUCAUUGGUGUUGAUUCAUUGAGGAUCGUGGAUGGAUCAACCUUUAAUAUCUCUCCAGGGACUAAUCCACAAGCUACCUUGAUGAUGCUUGGAAGGUACAUGGGUCUGCAGAUGCUGAAAGAGAGAAUGAGAUACUGAUUUUCAGAUGAGCUUGAUGGCAUUUCUUUUCUGGAUUACUUAACUGUUUCUUUUGUUGUAUAGCUCUCUAUUAGGUGCUUUUACCGUUAGUCUAUUCAUUUGUUCAUUGUUUCUAUUGGACUACUCUCGUUGAUUGAUGUAAUAAUAGAGUAUAGAGAGUUCUUUAA